Rubroshorea leprosula is the source of this 1105-nucleotide messenger RNA. Lineage: Eukaryota; Viridiplantae; Streptophyta; Magnoliopsida; Malvales; Dipterocarpaceae. The record is from the annotation of a GenBank genome assembly.
CCAAUUCCCUGCCUCGCCUCCAUAUUUUUCUUUUAAUACCCUAGCCCACAAACCCUUCUCACCCUCUAUCAAUCUUGCCCACCAUUUACCAAGUAAGGCCAUGUUAAAACAUCUCAAAUUUUUUACCCCUAUCCCUCUUUUUUAUUGCAGCAUACCCUAUCCCCCGCUCUUCUCCCCUUUUCUCCAACUCCCUUAAUCUAAACGCACUGAUAUUUGCUGAUGAACAAAAAAAGAGAGGAAAAAAUAGCUUUACUUCCCAGCUCCAAAAUUAACAACUUUGGAAAACCAGCGUCUUAAAUUAGAGUUUACGCCCAAAACACUGAUCUCCAGGCACCGACGCCCAGCGUAUGUUCCUUCUCGUUCUUUAAAUUGUUGCUUCUCUUGAACAGGCACUUGACCGUUGAUGAGCACCACGGGAACUGCUCCACGACCUCUGUCCACCAUCUUCCUAUGCAAAUUAUCCAUAACAUGCCACAAGGGAUUGGAGAGAAGCACAGCUGGCGAUAUAACAAACUUUUUUAGCAUAUGUUCAUGCCAUUGAAAAGAUUCCAUUCUUAGAGUCCUGAAGUACCAAAUGGUAGCCCCAAUAAUCUUUGUCCAAUGAAAUUUCUUCAUCUCACAACUGUCAAUGGAAAAAAUCAGAAUAUCAUUAAGGUAAGCCCAAGAAGCAUAUGACAUUCUUAAUAGACACAAACCAACAACGGGAACACUAUUUCAUCCCAAACUGAUGUUCAGUUAUUGAUCGUAUUAAGGAAUGUCACAAUACAAUUUUUUAAAGAAUUGUCAAAAGAUAAACUAAAUUGUAUUAAGGAAUUCGUGAUAGGAAAUGUACUAUGAUUUUGGCCAUAACUCGAACAAAAAGCGAAGAUACAUGCCACGUUCUAGAGAUAUCGACCAUACAUUGACAAGGUUCAAUAUCAAGAUAUAAAAUUGGUCCAGGACAGUCCAUUUAUGAUGGAACAAAAUCCCCACCACGUGGAACAUGUAGCAACGUUGCAGUGAAGGUUUUGCAUCAAUCCAGAGUAUAGUUUCCAUCUAUGUGUGAUUUUAAGACGUUCUUUGAUUAGUUUAUGUGUCUUGAGAGUAAUAAUUUUCUUAACAAUUG